AACGAAAUGUUGGUCGAACACAAGACUACUUACAGGAAAGAUAGAACUAGAGGCCUUAUAGAUGCGUUCGUUCAUAAGGUAGGUUAAUAUCUUUCAGUAAACAUAUCUGCGGAUUUAAUUUCUUUCACCUUUCCUGGAAUGGAUACUGUACCUCUGGUAUCUUGAUAUCUCUUGGAUGUAAUUCUUAUUCAAAUGUAAUUAAAAAAUACAAAGCCUUAUAAUUUUUUUUCCGUCAUAAAGUUGUUGGUGUAUUUGUUUGCUAUCGAGCUGUAUUAAUUUUUAGCGUUUGUCAUAGAUAAAAACCAUUACUGGUUUUAGAUUACUGAGAAGGAGAAUGGCGGCCAGAAUCUUUUCACAGAAGCCGAUCUUCUACCAAGCCUGCUCACGCUGUAUUUCACCGGCUCGGAUACCGUAUCUCUGACUCUUUCCUGGGGAAUGCUCUUCCUUCUCCACCACCCCGCCGUCUGCAAGAGAAUACAAGACGAAUUGGAUCGAGAAGUAGGGAAAUUCAGGCGUCCAACGCUUGCUGAUAAACAACGUCUUCCCUAUACGACCGCCGCUUUGAUGGAGGUGCAGCGCCUGAAUUUCAUUGCCCCGAUUUCGGUUCCGCACAAGGCACUGAGGACGGUAAAUUUUCGGGGAUACACCAUUCCCGAAGGAACUACCGUCUUAGCCAACCAGUGGUCCAUUAUGAUGGACGAGGAGAAAUGGCCGAAUCCUCAGCAGUUCGACCCAUCGAGGUUUUUGGACGAGUUUGGGAACGUCAAGAAAAACGUAGCCUGGAUUCCGUUUUCUGUGGGAAAGCGCUCUUGUCCAGGCGAAGUGCUGGCCAGACAAGAAAUAUUCCUUGUGCUAACGGCCUUGUUGCAGGCGUUCUCGUUUCGGUCAUCAGAUGGCGAAGCUUUACCAGAAUGCGUCGGCAAAACAGGCUCACUUUACGUCUGUCCCGAUUUUCACGUCUGCGCCGUGCCAAGAUUUUAA
Lingula anatina is the source of this 981-nucleotide messenger RNA. Its product is annotated as cytochrome P450 2J2-like. The record is from RefSeq and is a predicted model, not a curated record. Lineage: Eukaryota; Metazoa; Brachiopoda; Lingulata; Lingulida; Lingulidae. Gene Ontology annotation, molecular function: iron ion binding; steroid hydroxylase activity; oxidoreductase activity, acting on paired donors, with incorporation or reduction of molecular oxygen, reduced flavin or flavoprotein as one donor, and incorporation of one atom of oxygen. Gene Ontology annotation, cellular component: intracellular membrane-bounded organelle; cytoplasm. Gene Ontology annotation, biological process: xenobiotic metabolic process.